Nothobranchius furzeri (turquoise killifish) is the source of this 1691-nucleotide messenger RNA. It is a transcript of the gene fam8a1a, whose product is annotated as family with sequence similarity 8 member A1a. The record is from RefSeq and is a predicted model, not a curated record. Lineage: Eukaryota; Metazoa; Chordata; Actinopteri; Cyprinodontiformes; Nothobranchiidae.
CUUUAUGACUGGUAAAUUCGAAAUUAGUUUUUAUUGACGUGAUUUUUGUUAAAUUAUAUAGUCGAUUAAUUAAUAUGUAUUAUAAAUGUAGCAUUUGAUAGCAUGGAUAUACCCCUAUCUUUUUAGAGUUGGCCAGCGCCGAGUUUGAACGGUCUAGAACUGUUAGCUAAAAACAGAAUCGAGUCAGUUGUGACAAUUGAGUGAUGAACUGGAAGGAGGUCUAGUGGACAUCUUUGGACAUAUUUAUUUACAUAGCAGUGUGUUGACUCAAGUCAGGCCUGUCUCCUCCGUCGAGCUCCACCACAGGGGAAGAAGAGACGACGCGGGCGGUCCAAGGGAAAAAUCGUACCAGCUCGACGGGUCAAUAACCGCCUCCUGCCGCCAGCACCCAGAAGCUGAGACAGGUGGUACACCGGGGUCUGGGCGCUCGGUGGAGGGAAGCUGAAGGCCAGCCACCUACCCUCACCUGUGGUGCUGCCACAUCCACUGCUGCAACUUUGCUCAACAUUCCGUUGUGGUAUCACUGAGGCGGUUAAAUGUCCGUUUCAGGUCGUGAGUACACAGUCCCGUCUACGUUCACCAGGUCCCUGGCACAGACGGUGGACUUGUUCGUCAUAUGUAAUGUGCAAACCUUUUUGUUGCUGUACACCGGUAGUGGCAUGAAUGACUGUAACAGGUUCCACUUCAAAGUCGUUAUGCCAUCUGAUAAAAAGUUCCAUCUAGAUGUGAUCGCUGCAGCACUGAACAUAAAGAUGCUAAUGAUCGUGUAUGAGGUCCUCUGUGUUUGGGGCGUCAAUGGAGCCACUCCAGGAAAAUAUCUGUUCGGUUUGCGAGUGGUGAUGUGUGACACAUCAACAACGGUGCGGCCCAAUCGGAUUCUUGUGGUUCCUGGAUCGAGCAUCUCCCUCUCUGCCUGCAUCGUGCGGGUCUGUUUGAAGGUCAUUAUUUCGUCCUUCUUCCCGUUCUUCAUUGGUGCCGGCCUCGAACUAGACAGAAUGUUUCAUGACGUUGUAGCAGGAACCAUCGUUGUGCAGCACAGCGAGGACAGACAGGCUCGGGUGUAAAUGCGGCACCGAAGGGUCGAGUUCAACUAGAGCUCAGCUCAUCUGCCUUCUCGCCUUCAUAUGCUACGUUUAUCUAAGUAACACGGAUAUUUGCAUUUGUUCCAAAAGUCUGAAGUGAAACUUCAGUUUUAUUUAUUUGUUAGAAAAUUCUAAAACUUUGUGCAAAUUCAUGAAAAAAUAUGCAAAUUUUCUGCUUGCAGAAAUGAAGCGGUUCAUUGUUUUUGAUUCCCUGUGGUUGUUUUUUUAUUAUUUGUAAAGAAUCUGAAAUAUGUGGUGUGACCUUCAGCAGCCGCUCUUACACUGUGAAUGUAUGACCAAAUAUUUCUAUUUUAGAAAAUAUAAAAUAGUUAAAUUUGACCUUUUGGCAAACGACAGAUUUUUAAAAUGUGUUUCUACUCUUAAAGAAACAGCUGCAGCUUCCGUACACUUACUGUGUGUGCCUUUGGGGUCAAUUUUUAUUAAGUUUUGUUUUGAUGGAUUUAAAUUUAAUAACCUUUUAAGCCUCAGAAAAGCAAAGUUUGUACAUUUUCUUACAGUUUGUGUGACUCAGAGCGACAUUCACCAUUAAUAGAAAAGUUUAUUGUAAAAUGUUUCUGGUAAUAAAUAUUUCUCAUUUUCCACCAGCAA